Lycium ferocissimum is the source of this 465-nucleotide messenger RNA. RefSeq lists its product as uncharacterized. The transcript has 3 exons. The coding region runs from base 1 to 465 and encodes 154 amino acids. The record is from RefSeq and is a predicted model, not a curated record. Lineage: Eukaryota; Viridiplantae; Streptophyta; Magnoliopsida; Solanales; Solanaceae.
AUGGCUAGUGAUCUGCAAAAAUCAUUUGAAGAAGACUGUUCUUUACCAGAAACUGCAUAUGGAGCUGAAGAAUGCUACCGCCGUACUAUAGAGCUCUUGAAAGAUUUGGGGUUUCCCAAAGGGGUGCUUCCUCUUAAAGACCUUGAAGAAUUUGGUUAUGUUCGUAAAACUGGAUUCGAGUGGAUGAAACAAAAGGCCUCGUACGAGCAUUAUUUUACUUCAAUUAAAAUGCCUAUAAGCUACGCGACUGAGGUCACUGCAUAUGUGGAGAAAGGUAGGAUGAAAAAAAUAAGUGGCGUUAAGGGUAAGCAACUGCUUCUUUGGGUGCCUGCAACUGAGAUGAGCAUUAAUUCUGAUGGAAAGAAACUUUAUUUUAGGACUCCUGUGGGACUUGGGAGGUCUUAUCCCAUUACUGCUUUUAUGACUGAUGAGGAAAAGCAGAAGUACAUACAUGGAGAAAGCUAA